Messenger RNA from Neopelma chrysocephalum (saffron-crested tyrant-manakin), 737 nucleotides. It is a transcript of the gene PTPMT1, whose product is annotated as protein tyrosine phosphatase, mitochondrial 1. NCBI's taxonomy places the organism in Eukaryota, Metazoa, Chordata, Aves, Passeriformes, Pipridae. Gene Ontology annotation, molecular function: phosphatidylinositol-4,5-bisphosphate 5-phosphatase activity; protein tyrosine/serine/threonine phosphatase activity; phosphatidylglycerophosphatase activity. The record is from RefSeq and is a predicted model, not a curated record. The transcript has 4 exons. Gene Ontology annotation, biological process: protein dephosphorylation. The coding region runs from base 34 to 609 and encodes 191 amino acids.
GGCCCGGCCCGGCGCGGCGCGACGCCGGCACCGAUGGGGGUGGCGGAAGCGCUGGGCGCCGGCGCGGCGCGGCUACUCUUCUACCCCUCGCUGCUGUACACGGCGGCGCGGGCGCGGCUGCCGGGGUCUCGCCGGCCCUGGUUCCACCGCAUCGACGAGGCCGUGCUGCUCGGGGCGCUGCCGCUGCGGGGGCGUAGCCGCAGGAUGGUGGCGGAGGAGAACGUGCGCGCCGUGGUCACCCUCACCGAGAACUACGAGACCCGCUUCUUCUGCUGUUCCCCACAGGAAUGGGAGGCAAUGGGAGUGGAGCAAUUGUGUCUCAGCACUGUGGAUCUAACUGGAGUCCCCACCUUGGAAAACCUCCACAAGGGCGUUGACUUCAUCCUGAAACACCGAGCCUCCGGUAACACUGUCUAUGUGCACUGCAAGGCAGGACGCUCCCGCAGUGCCACCAUGGUAGCAGCAUAUUUAAUUCAACUGCAUCACUGGAGCCCUCAGGAAGCAAUUCAGGCCAUUGCCAAGAUUCGUCCCCACAUCCUCAUUCGACACAAGCAAGUCCAGGUCCUGGAGAAAUUUCACAGGAACAUGAUCACUGGAACAGCUGCAUAAUGUCAGUAAGAACUACCAAAAUCCCCAUCUCAGCUGCUUAAAAAAAAUGUUUUUAUGAUCUAAUCAAGGCUUGUGUUGUUCUUCUUGACCAACAAUAAAGACGUUUUUACAUAAACUACAGUAAAGGG